Messenger RNA from Oryzias latipes (Japanese medaka), 2668 nucleotides. RefSeq names its product ADP-ribosylation factor-like 14 (gene arl14). Gene Ontology annotation, molecular function: GTP binding; GTPase activity. Lineage: Eukaryota; Metazoa; Chordata; Actinopteri; Beloniformes; Adrianichthyidae. The record is from RefSeq and is a predicted model, not a curated record.
UAAAAGCAGGAGUCAGUCAUCGUUACGGGAAGGGCGCGCGCAAACACUUUAAAACAGCUGUUUGAACCACAGGCACUUCAAUUUGUUCAAAGGGAAAAACAGCACGUCAUCUCCCUUGGAAUCUACUUUAUUUAUUUUUAAAGUUCAAGGCAUUAUGGGGCAGCACGGUUCGAAAUCCUCCUUCGAAGCUCGGGUGAUUUUCCAGCGCGCCGAGGAAACGUGCGAGAGAACGGAUUCAUGCUCGACCCCAGCGCCGGUUGUCCGCAUCCAGAGGGAGGCGUCCACUCCGACGGCCUGCUUUUGCUCCUCCGCUCGAGUCCCGGAGAAAUCUUCACCCCACUCAUCAUGGCCUCAUAGCCGCCGUGACGCCGGGGCUCUGGUGUAUGUGAUGGACAACCCAACCGGAGGCGUGUGGGUGAAACCCAGAGAGAAAUGGACCAGAUCUUGACACAAGAAAGUCUUGAUUUGAAAAGCCACUACUCUGCAGGAGAAAACAAACGCAUCCAUGAGUUCAGCGUCUGGAUGAUUCCUUUGUGCUUCACGUUUGGCGUCCGCACCCACUUCUCAGUUGGUGGAUGAAAAGGAACUCCAUGCGUCGAGCUGGAUGCUAAUCACUUCCUUUUGGUGUCAGUUUGUGAGGAAAGUGCAUAAAAAUGACGAGUAUAUGCGCACUGGGAAUCCUUGGUUCCUUCGAAAACGCUGUCUGGCAUUGUUUUUUUGUCAGUUAAGGCGGCAAAUGAGAAAAAUGUAGAAAAAGUAAAAGGUGGAAACUUGGAUCAAGUCAGCAGCAAUGCCAAAUAUUGCACUUCAGUUUGUCUCAAACCUCGCCAUUGGCUGACUAGCCCAAAGAGCCCUAGUCCUGUCUUUUAUUUUACUUUUUCGUAUUCUGUAUUGUUUUAUCACGUUUAAAGAUGUUGGCUGCUUGAUUUAAAUCGAUUUUAAGAUUAUUUUAAAUGUCUUAAAUGAAUUGGUCCUUCAUUUUCAAGAGAACUGCUUUUAGUUUGUGACCCUCCGCAGAGCCCCUCGGGUCCUCAGGUGAAUGUUUGCUGGUGGUCCCACCGAUAAAAACCCACAGGAGGGCACAUUCCAACACUGGUUGGUGAGACCCACACCUGUGGAACACCUGAGGAGGUGACGGCUUCAUCCACUGUGGAGGUUCUAAAAACUCAAAGCUCAUCUUUUUAUCUUAUCUUUCCUCGUGUUUUAAUUUGAUUUUAUUGACUGUUUUUCCACGAUUUGUUUUCGUAGAAUGUGUAUGUUGGGGCAUUUUUAUUAUGACUAUUUUUACCAUUACUUUUAUUAUUUAUUUAUUUUAUGCAAAGCACUCCGGGGUUCUGUUGCAGCAAAAGUGUUCAAGAUGAUUUUGAAAGGGAAUAGAGAACUUCCAGUUUAAACCACAUCCACAAAUCUUUUUUGUGAAAAAAAAGAUUUGUGAGAAUAUUAUUGAUAAUAUUGGAAUGUUUAAACUAUUAUUUAUUAGAUUUUUCUAUUUCCCCUUUUUGUUUCCGUGCUGCUGGAAAACGUAUAUUUGCAUUUUAUUGAUCACAAAUGUGAAAUAGGAAUCUACUUCCAUAAAAAGGAUGAAAAAAACUUGUGCGUAAAGAUUAAAUCAAUUUAAAAUGUAUCAAAGGCGAUGCGCACAUUUGUUCUAUAAACUUCUACUUUGUUCCGUGUUCACGUGUGUAUUAAAAGACACGUUUUAGUGGCGUUGAUAAAGCUGAGUAGGGAUUUGCUAAUCUUAACCUUUGCUCCUGGUGUGGCACCUUAUCAUAGCGUGCGUUUUUUCCUGCAUGGAGCUACUGGUUUAUCUAUUAAAACUCCGGGCAACGCAUUGAGCAAACAGCAGUUGGAGUGAGUGCCCGGACCGAGCAGGGCGCACGCGUUUCCCGUCGCCAUGGGGCAUCUGACGUCUAAACAGCCAGAAGUUCAUGUUCUUCUUCUUGGUCUGGACAAUGCUGGAAAGUCCACCCUCCUGUACAAAAUGAAACACGACGCGAGUGUCAUCACCGUGCCGACGAUUGGCUUCAACGUGGAAAUGUUUGGGGCCAAGAAGAACCGGAAGAGCAUCUCUGUGACCAUGUGGGACGUGGGGGGUCAGGCGAAGAUGCGGGAACACUGGCACGAUUUUUACCUGAACGCUGCGGCCGUCGUGUACGUGGUGGACAGCGCUGACAGGAGCCGCGUGGACGAGGCCCGCGUGGAGCUGGAGCACAUCCUGAGGAGCGAGCAGCUGAGCCACCGCCCGCUCAUUCUGCUGGCCAACAAACAGGACGUAAGUGGAGCUCUGACCGUCACGGAACUGAAGGACAGGAUCAACAUGAGGACAAUCUGCUCAGAUCGGGACUGGUUCGUGCAGCCGUGCUCAGCCACCACGGGCUUUGGAGUUCAGGACGCUUUCAGGAGGGUGGUACAGAUGGUCAGACUCCCAUCCGAGGUCAAAGAGAACAUCAAAGAAAAAGUACAAUUCAUCCGGUCAACCAGGAGGCCAUAAAUAUAUUUGAGCCAAUUUUAAACAUUGUGGAUUUAUCAACCUUUUAUCCUAAGCAGAACUGAUGAAGAGCUUUGACUGUUGAAUGUUUGGCUUUAACUUCAUGUUCUCAUAUUUAUAAUUGUGUGAUCUUGUAAAAAAAUAUGUUCAGUUGGCAUUAAAACCACUUUUAUUGAUCUA